UAAACACAUCGUCUCGCCUGCCGGGGUAGAAAGCAAAGCUAUAACACGAUGUCUACUUCACGAGCGUUCUUUCUUAUCGUCUCUACCUUCCUUCAGGUAGCUAAAUAUUGUUCAGGUGAAGCCAAUCUGACACAGAAAACAGGUCCUUCCCAUCAGGUCAUAGAAUGUGAAUGCAGUGGAUGUGAGAAAUCCCAGUGCAAAACAGGAUUUGGUUGUUUCUCUUCAGUUAGACCAGAUGAGCAGAACCAGAGUUAUGUAGUGUCACGUGGGUGUCUUGAACAUCAGAGGCAUUUCAUUGUUAAAUGUGACAAACCAUAUCAUCUCAUAGUCUGCUGUAAAGAAAAUAUGUGUAACCGGAAUGUGACUCCGUCAGUUCCACCAGGGUGGCCAGGCCAAAAAAAUGCGACCCUUGCAUCCCCUCCUGACAAUCGAGGAGUAGAAUGCAUGUGUAGUGAUUGCGGAGAUACCAAUGAGAGAUGCUAUGCAUGACUGGGCUGUUUCUCAGUACUCAAGCAGGUUGAGCAUGAUCGUUAUGUUGUGUCAAGGGGCUGUUUUCAGAACACAAUACAAGAGGAUAAAUUGUGAGAAUCCAGUGACUCCAGCUGUCUGUUGUGAGGAAAAUUUGUGUAACUGGAAUGUUACCCCUUAAUUUCCAUCAACAGAAUCAACUGCAUCUACUCUCACCAGAUUUGAGAAAGUUGAACGCACCAACUUCAUCUUGUUGAGUAUUUUUGCUCCUAUAGCUGCUCUUGUUGUUG
Stylophora pistillata is the source of this 758-nucleotide messenger RNA. Its product is annotated as activin receptor type-1-like. The record is from RefSeq and is a predicted model, not a curated record. Lineage: Eukaryota; Metazoa; Cnidaria; Anthozoa; Scleractinia; Pocilloporidae. Gene Ontology annotation, cellular component: signaling receptor complex; plasma membrane. Gene Ontology annotation, biological process: protein phosphorylation; cellular response to growth factor stimulus; cell surface receptor protein serine/threonine kinase signaling pathway. Gene Ontology annotation, molecular function: ATP binding; transmembrane receptor protein serine/threonine kinase activity.